UGUAUUUACCUCAUUCUUCCACUUCCACAAAUGUCUCCCUUCCAUAACUUCAAACACACGUAACCAAAAAUGAGCAACCUCCACCUCCACACCUCCGCACGCUUCCGCAAUUUUCCGACGGCUUUCUCCCGUCGCCACCAUAACAACAACGACCUCCAAAACCAACGCGGCCGAUCCGUUUUCUCCGAGCUAGGUGACACAACCCUCGACCCAAGCGGUGACCUAAUCACGAGAUGGAACCACAUCUUCCUUAUCACCUGCCUCCUCGCUCUCUUCCUCGACCCUCUCUACUUUUAUCUCCCUAUUGUCCAAGCCGGAACGGCCUGUAUGUCUAUCGACAUCGGUUUCGGCAUCCUUGUCACCUUCUUCCGUACCCUAGCCGAUUUCUCCUUCCUCAUUCACAUUCUCCUCAAAUUUAAAACCGCAUUUGUCUCCAAAUCGUCUAGAGUCUUUGGUCGCGGCGAGCUUGUCAUGGACCGCCGUGAAAUCGCCAUCCGUUACCUUAAAUCCGAGUUCAUUAUUGACCUCGCUGCCACGCUUCCUCUUCCUCAGAUAAUGAUUUGGUUUGUGAUCCCAAAUGCGGGAGAAUUCAGAUACGCAGCACAUCAGAACCACACACUUUCCUUGGUCGUCCUGAUACAGUACGUGCCUCGCAUCCUCGUCAUGCUUCCACUAAACCGUAGGAUCAUUAAAGCCACUGGUGUUGCAGCCAAAACAGCCUGGUCCGGUGCAGCCUACAACCUCGUGCUCUACUUACUUGUGAGCCACGUUCUUGGUUCGGUUUGGUACGUUUUAUCGAUCCAGAGACAGCACGAAUGCUGGAGAAGAGAAUGCAUUAAGGAGAUGAACGCAACGCAUUCACCGUCUUGUAAUCUCCUGUUUCUAGACUGUGGAUCGUUGCGGGAUCCAGGCAGACAAGCUUGGAUGCGCAUCACUCGGGUUCUCUCUAACUGCGAUGCACGUAAUGAUGAUGACCAACAUUUUCAGUUUGGUAUGUUUGGUGAUGCCUUCACUAAUGAUGUCACUUCUUCUCCUUUCUUUGAUAAAUACUUCUACUGUCUUUGGUGGGGUCUCCGCAAUCUCAGUUCUUAUGGACAGAGUCUUGCAGCUAGUACAUUGAGUAGCGAGACUUUAUUCAGUUGUUUCAUCUGUGUUGCUGGCCUUGUUUUCUUCUCUCAUCUCAUUGGCAAUGUUCAGAACUAUCUGCAAUCUACAACGGCUAGGUUAGAUGAAUGGAGAGUCAGAAGAAGAGAUACAGAGGAAUGGAUGCGACACAGACAAUUGCCACAGGAGUUACAAGAGCGUGUGAGGCGGUUCGUCCAAUACAAAUGGUUAACCACUCGUGGAGUCGAUGAAGAAGCCAUCCUCCGUGCUCUACCACUGGAUCUUCGUAGACAGAUCCAACGUCAUCUCUGUCUCGCUCUAGUUCGCCGUGUGCCAUUCUUUGCACAGAUGGACGACCAGCUCAUAGACGCAAUAUGCGAGCGUUUAGUUCCAUCGUUGAACACUAAAGAUACAUACGUGACACGGGAAGGCGAUCCUGUAAACGAGAUGCUUUUCAUCAUUAGAGGCCAGAUGGAAAGUUCGACUACAGAUGGUGGACGGUCAGGAUUCUUUAACUCAAUCACGCUUAGACCAGGAGAUUUCUGUGGGGAAGAGCUCUUAACUUGGGCUUUAAUGCCAAACAUUAACCAGAAUCUCCCCUUGUCCACGAGAACCGUGAGAACUCUCUCUGAAGUAGAGGCUUUCGCUCUCAGAGCAGAGGACUUAAAGUUCGUAGCUAACCAAUUCAGACGCCUCCACAGCAAGAAACUCCAACAUGCUUUCAGAUACUAUUCGCAUCAGUGGAGGGCUUGGGGAACUGGUUUUAUACAAGCUGCAUGGAGACGGUACAUGAAGAGGAAGUUAGCUAUGGAGUUAGCUAGGCAAGAGGAAGGAGACGAUUACUAUUAUGAUGAUGAUGAUGAUGAUCAAUACGGAGGAGAGGACAUGCCUGAAAGUAGUAACAACGUAGACGACAACAGCAGCAACAAUCAGAAUUUGAGUGCGACGAUAUUAGCGUCUAAGUUUGCAGCUAAUACGAAGAGAGGUGUUUUAGGGAACCAAAGAGGGUCUUCCAGAAUUGAUCCUGAUGAUCCAACUUUGAAGAUGCCUAAAAUGUUUAAACCAGAGGAUCCAGGAUUCUUCUGAUUUUCUUCUUUUAAAUUUAUUUAUUUUCCUUUAGUGAAAAAUGCAUUUAGGAUAUUUUCAGAGUGCGGACUUGAUUUGCUGUAAGCAUCAUUUAUAUAUAAACAUCAUUAGAGAUUUAAGUAAUUGUCUGGUGUUGAUUUAUAUUCAACGCAUGCUUGGCUCCUACAGCUUUUAC
Messenger RNA from Brassica oleracea var. oleracea, 2365 nucleotides. Its product is annotated as probable cyclic nucleotide-gated ion channel 16. The transcript has 7 exons. Lineage: Eukaryota; Viridiplantae; Streptophyta; Magnoliopsida; Brassicales; Brassicaceae. Gene Ontology annotation, biological process: monoatomic ion transport; transmembrane transport. Gene Ontology annotation, cellular component: membrane. The record is from RefSeq and is a predicted model, not a curated record. The coding region runs from base 70 to 2190 and encodes 706 amino acids. Gene Ontology annotation, molecular function: monoatomic ion channel activity.